Messenger RNA from Papilio xuthus (Asian swallowtail), 1477 nucleotides. RefSeq names its product cytochrome b-c1 complex subunit 2, mitochondrial. The transcript has 8 exons. The record is from RefSeq and is a predicted model, not a curated record. Gene Ontology annotation, molecular function: metal ion binding. Bases 49 to 1437 code for a protein of 462 amino acids. NCBI's taxonomy places the organism in Eukaryota, Metazoa, Arthropoda, Insecta, Lepidoptera, Papilionidae. Gene Ontology annotation, cellular component: mitochondrion.
GACAGACGUCCACAUGACAAUUAUUACAAUGUAUUGACAACUGCUAUAAUGAGCAUAAUAAAUAGAAUACAUUUAAAGAGAUAUUUACCAAAUAUAUUUGUAUGGAACGUCAAACAUUUGUCACAAUGUAUGCCGAAGGCUUACGGUUCGGUAGAGGUGUAUCGCACGCAUAUGCUAAACGGUGUGAGGGUGGCCGCGGCGCAGUCGCUCGGAGCCCAGCUUAGUGCAUGUACUAUUAUGUUCCAGGUGGGGUCCCGCCUCGAACGCGACAACCAGGUGGGCGCGAGUCAUUUCGUGCGCGCGAUGUCUGGUUGUUCGGGGCACGCGUAUUCUCUGGUGGGUAAGGCACGCGUGCUGCAGCAGCGCGGCUGCUACCUCACCUGCUCCAGCGACCGCCAAACCAUAGCCUUUACUCUGCGCUGCCCGUUGCCACACUUCCACGACCUCAAGUACUUCCUCAUAGAUACCGCCACCAGAUGCUGUUUCCACGAAUGGGAGGUAACCGACAUAAAACCUUUCAUAAAAGACAACUUGCUGCGUAUGGGCUGUGAGCAACGCGCUGUGGACCUGGUGCAGAAGGCAUUCUGGGCUGGCCCUCUGCAUCAGUCCAUAUUCUGCGACGAGGUCAGGGUCGAUAGUAUGAGCUCCGCUAACCUCAAGGACUUUGUGACUAACUUCACGCCGAGCAACUGCACCGUCACCAGCUGCGGCAUACCAUUCGAGGAUACCCUCAAGUUGGCUGAGAGUCUUCAUCUACAGUGUGUGCAUGACGUAUGCUGUGAGCAAGAGCACAUGUUCUCAUUCCCCCGCGGCGGUUACGAGUGCCACGACCUCGGCUCCGGCAGUGACACUUGCGUAGCAGCCGCGCUGCUCGGCUGCGGCACACAGGACUUGUGUUGCCUCAUGAAGCACUCGAUUCUUGCGGUCACUUGGGACAUGCUUUUCUCUCAGUUGCGUGAGCGCGCGCUGGAUCGCAUCGUGCGCGACAAGACGCCGCUCGGCUGCCAGACCGACGAGCUCUAUACCACGUAUAAGCCCUUCAGCAUCUCUUAUAUGGAGACUGGUAUAUUUGGAGUACUGGCAAAAAGUCAUUCUUCUAAUAUCAAUAAAGUGGCAAACACGGCAGCGCAACUAUUGGCCAACGUGGACAAACUUAGUGUCGAACAUAUCGCCUGCGGCAAGAAACGACUUAAAUUAAAUCUCGCUUUAAAUGAAGAAAACUGUGUCAAUGUCUCUGAAAGUCUCGGGCUCCAAAUGGCUAGUAAAAUACAUAUUGACGGUCCGUUGAAUGCUUAUUGCGUUAUAGAUUCCAUUCCCAAUGAAGAGGUGUUACAGCUGGCUAAAGAUAUUGUAAGCAGAAAAAGUGACAUGGCUUUUGCAAUUGUUGGUGAUGUCGAUGCGGUCUCUCAGAAUGAAUUAUAUGACAACGUACGCUGAAUGCUUUUGAAAAUGAAAUAAAUGUAGAUGUUGGAUUUUA